AUGCUAAAACUUGCUCGUGGUAGUUCUAACUUCUCCGUUUCGAGUGUUGACUACGAUCCUCCAUUAAAGCCGAAAAAGGAGGCGCAAAAACGAAAGAAUGUACACUUCGACGAUGAACAUGACAUAUUCGAAGCAGAACGGUAUACCAUGUCCACCGCUACAUUUCUUCGUCAAAAAGGCCUGGCAUGGAAUUCUUUGGCGCAAGCAUUUGGAUGCGAAGAGGACAUCAUCAAAGAUGAUGCUGUGGUCAUGAACGAACUUCUGAAUCUCUGUAGUUUCUGGGCGGACAGUGAACCUAUUUUUGAAGGUGUUGACGAACCUAGCAGUGAUGACCAGGAUUCAGACGAUGAGGACCUCGAAUGUUUGAGGCGUUUGGCCAUGUUUUCUUCAUCCGUUUCUACCGUUCCUCCAAGUAAUGCCCAUUGCAGUUCAACGAGUUCUGGGCUAAGUAGCCUCCGCCUGAAUAGUUUACUACGAUUAAGCACUCAGUGUUGUCGAUCGUCUACGAAUUCAAGCAUGGAUGUGAACCGGUUAUCAUGUGCCCCCUCCUCGGAUUCUUUACUAGGAUGUGAGCCUGUUUCUGUCAAGCCGCGGUCCAUCUGUAUGGGAGAAUUAGAAAGCGCUUUUAAGGGAAUCGUGAAUGAUGACAAUGAAGUUAGUCAAGAUCCUGUAAUAAUGUCAGCGAAAGAGAAACGAAGAAAAAGUACGAGGGAUACUGGAGUAGUUAAUGGAGCUGCUUAUGCACAUGAAACUGAAGAUACUUGGAAUUCAAUCAAAGAAGCUGUUUUGCACUCUUCCACAGGACUUGAGAGGGGAAAAACAUUGUUGCACUUUCUUCGAUCUCAAAAGGAUGAUCCCGAAGCUCGUGUGGAAGUCCAGAGUAGCAUAGACUUUCAAUUCCUCUCCCAGUUGAUGAUUUCCUACACUGGGACCACCUCUCCUGCUGAUCGUUCAAUUUUUGAGUCAUUGCUGUUACUGGAAAAUACCUACGAAGUUAAUUUAAGUGUUAUUCAUCCCAUUGUUUGGGGUGAAAAAUCGGCUGAAAUCUACUCAAAACGUGCGCAGUUCGGAGCAACAUUAAACAGAACAACUUCGGAUCAAGUCCUCGCGCUUCUGGACGGUUUACUUAUGUGGAAAACAGUUCUGAAUCACUCACGAUUGCCGCCGAAAACAGAAAAUGAUGAUGCUCCAAAAGUUUACGACGUUCGAUUUCUUCUGCGCUUGUUCUUAAGUCUGAUGCAUCCAGGUUCUGACCUAAAAUAUCGUGCUUUUGUGGAAUGCAAUGGACUGUCCUUAGUAUUUUCGUGCACUUCCUCUAAAGACUUGGUGGUCCGGAGAUUGGCUUACUGUGUUCUCCAAAGAUUUUUGUCUCUUCUACAGGAACUGGACGCUGAGACUGUUGAUGAUCGACAUAAAUAUCUUUACAUUUAUCUUCUGCGACUCUUCAAGCAGAGUGUUGAAAACGAUGCCACAAGAUUACCGCACAUGAUCUCGCACUUUUUCGCCCGUGUAUCGAAGCUAAUUUUACAUCCGGAAUCACCGGUCUUCUCCGCGGUUCUAUCAUUUCUGAGCUUGAAACCUGUGGUCGAUUUCAACAAUGUGCCUGAACUUUAUAAAUUGCUAUUGAGUUCCUCCGCCGAGCAUUAUAAGCAAGAACGGGAGUGGAUAUUAACUUUGAUAUCCGAGGGAUUAAUUGAGGCUAUGGAUUACAAUAUCCUUCAAAACAGAUCUGGCAUCAAGCUAUUGCUCUCGUUAUUCCCAACAUGCAUGGUGGACAAGGUUACGCGUCGGUUGAUACUUAAUACGCUCAAAGCUGCUGUGCAAAUGCGAUCUGUUGCUCAUGAUUUAUUCUACAGAAUGAACCUACAUUCAUGGAUUGCUUCUGUCAUUGAUAAUCCGUUACUUAGUAGCUGGGAGCAAUGUUACCUGGGACAAAUUUAUUCUAUACUUAUCGCCAGCGAACGAGAACAUUAUCGUCGCGCUUCCUCGGAAAUACUAGGACAUAAACAUGAGACUGCUCGCGCUUGUACUCGAAUCACAGCUUGUAAAAUCUUAUCAACUAUGGAAUCUUUGAAGGACAUGCCAACUGCCUUGGAAAAUCUUCGGUCCAUACGGUCGGUAAUCGACAUGAAGUGGCGACCAAAACGAAGGAAAAUCUUACAUGCUGAGGAAGUUGAAGAUCGCUUGUGA
Necator americanus (New World hookworm) is the source of this 2190-nucleotide messenger RNA. RefSeq lists its product as uncharacterized. Lineage: Eukaryota; Metazoa; Nematoda; Chromadorea; Rhabditida; Ancylostomatidae. The transcript is spliced from 19 exons. Gene Ontology annotation, cellular component: nucleolus. Gene Ontology annotation, biological process: maturation of 5.8S rRNA from tricistronic rRNA transcript (SSU-rRNA, 5.8S rRNA, LSU-rRNA); maturation of LSU-rRNA from tricistronic rRNA transcript (SSU-rRNA, 5.8S rRNA, LSU-rRNA). The coding region runs from base 1 to 2190 and encodes 729 amino acids. The record is from RefSeq and is a predicted model, not a curated record.